Eufriesea mexicana is the source of this 3145-nucleotide messenger RNA. RefSeq lists its product as uncharacterized. The transcript is spliced from 6 exons. The record is from RefSeq and is a predicted model, not a curated record. The coding region runs from base 41 to 2236 and encodes 731 amino acids. NCBI's taxonomy places the organism in Eukaryota, Metazoa, Arthropoda, Insecta, Hymenoptera, Apidae.
GUUCCCACGUUUCCGAAUAGAGCUUUUCCUGGUCGUAGUCAUGGAAUUCUUCAGGUUCUUCGUGCUGUUGUUGGUCGCCUCGACUAUGAACAGUGUAACAUGUCACCAUCAUCAUCGCGACGUCCACGCGGACGACAGAAAGAAGGGGGAUCCGGUGGACCACGUGAAAAGGUACGCGGCCAGUGACAACGAGAACGUCGUGUUCUCUGAGAGCGAGAAGAACAGGAGAAGUCUAAAGGGCGAACAAACUAAAGGCACGGUCCCUUUCAGCGAGAGGAGGCUGGAAAAGAUGUUGGAGAAAGCUAUCCUAAAAAUAAUCACUGGUGACCUGAGUACGGGUGACAUGUUGCUAUUAAAAAGUCUGAAUUAUAGUCUGGAGGAAGUUCUUGCGAUUCGAGAGAGGGAACUGAACAAGAAGAAGGACGAGGAACUGAGGAAGAAGGAAAGCAUGAAAUCCUGGACAAAAGUAUUAUACGGGGAUGGAGAACGGAAGGCUAGAAACUGGAAUAAAAGUUCCAUGGAUCAUUCUUCCUCGAGGAACCCUGAUUUCGAGGACACCAAGCGAGAAGGUAAAAAAAAUCGUCACAUGGAUAGAUCACCUUCUUACAAGGAUUUCGAUUUCGAAGCGUAUAAUCGCCAGGCGAUCCUCGAUUACGAGAACCUACCCUCCAACGUAGAAUUUCAGCAAUCCUGGUCGGAACCUACGGCUGUUGACUACGAAGAGACUACCAAAGCCACCAAGGAACAGGAUGUCGAGAACAAUCUGCAUCGUGAUUUUGACAGGGCUAUGGAACCUCACGUGGUCUUCAAGAUACGGUACGAUGACUCUGAAUUUGAUUCCAGCUCAGGUUCCGACGAAACUCACAAAUACCGUCCUAGAACGCCCAAGCAUCGUGUUUCUUCGACAAUGGAACACACUUUGGGCAAUGUUGGCAAUUCCUUUCAUGCAUCGACACCAUCACCGUUGUCUUCAACUACUACUGCUACUGUGCCUUUGGUUUAUCAAUUGAGCAGCACCAAUGUCAGGGGUAAUUAUCUAAAAAAUGAUUAUUCUACUACAAUCGCGUCUUUAUCAUCGAGUAGUACUAGUAGCACGGAAAGUAUUAUACCAGACGAAAUUUCAAAGGACAAAAAUAAGACGGGUAUCGUUACCAAUUCUACGGAUAAAGUACCCAUCUCUAAAAGUGAGGAGAAAUUUAGUGAGAAUAAACGGAUUAGUGAGUAUGAAGGUCUCGAGUGGGUUGAAGAUGACGUUUACAGGGUGAUCCCUGAGUUCGUGGAUUCCCUUGGCUUCGAGAAUACCGAGGAGAACGAGACGUCUGACUAUGAAGACUCCAGCCACGAUUCCCGGUUGAACUGGAACACAGAGGAGAACGAAAAUGACACGUUAGGAUAUCUGAACGACACUCCCGAUUCUGUUAAACUCUUCGUGGCCAAUAAUAACGUAUCCGCCGGCAAUCUUCCCUUGGCCAAUCUAUCGUCCUAUUUGCAAGUGGCUAUUGCUCAUCGACGAGGAGGAAACCUAAGCUCAGGCUUCGACAGCCAGGGUGAAAAAGCCAUCGAGGACAUCAAGACGCGAGUUCUGGCCCUCACCGGGAGAUUCAACCUCACCGCCAACGCUAAUCAAGUCCAACGCGAACGAUUGACCAUGUUUUCGCCGACCUGUCAAAUUCCACGGAAUACAGAUCAGGACGCUUGGACGGACUCGUUUUCCAUGAACAUGCAUUUUCAGUUGAAUCUGACUUCCAGCGAUCAUGUGGUCGCAGCUAAAUUGAGAAUAUUCAAAUUGCCGCAAGAAAACGUGACGUCCUCUUCAGAGAGUACCUUCGAUGAGGAAGAAGAAGAUGAGAAAAAAAUCAGGAUAUCGGUCUUUUAUUAUACGAAAACUUUAAAAAGGCACAGAUCGAAGAAACGUUUGAUGGACUCGAUAGUGACGCCCCUCACAUCUAGAGGUAAUCAUUUGGCAUUAGACGUCAGACAAGGCCUUCGAUUCUGGAGACUAAAUCCACGAAAUCCUCAUGGAAACGGAAGUAACCACGGCCUGGUGAUCCAAGUUGAGGACCAAGAUGGCAAACCAUUGAAACCGGCUUUAUAUAUACAGCAACCGUCUUGCGUGGAUCAGGAUUCAGAUCAGAAGGCAUACCAGCGAGUACCUGCACUCUUCGUACGAGCCUGUACUCGUUACGUUCGCAUCGUAAAUGGCAAAACAGAGACAUACGUCAACUGCAGGCAUUAGUGUGGAAGAAGAAACACUUACAUGCCGUGAGAAACUAGACAAUCAGUCACGUUGCACUUUAUUCUCGGAGAAGCGAGGAUCAUUUUUACGAACAAUACGAAACACCGUCCUUCGACUGUCACGUGAUUCAAGCGCGACCGUUACAAGCAUAGGAGGCAUUUCUAUAGAAAGGGUGGUUAUCUAUAAUGCGCGGCAGCCUAAGAUAAUCUGAGUGACAUUUGUAAAUUCAUUAAGGAAAUAGGAAAAACGAUUUUUCUAAUGUUAUUCGUGAAUAAUUAAGUAUAUUGGAAACAUUUAUAUGUCUACGAAAAUUACCUAUAUUUUUUAUACGAAAAUUAUAUCAACGGUAUCUUAACGAUAUCUACUGCCCUAAAAGUGCAAAGAUCCAACAUGGAAACAAUUGAUAUGUGCGCCCCCACGGUUCAAAUUGUUUCAAACGAAGUGGAAAGCGCGCGAAAAGUACGGUAGUGUUGAACCUGUGGAAAAGUGCGUAAAGUCCCAGUAAAAGUUCUUCUAUAGACUGCUUUUUAAUUUAAAAAGGAUGUUAACUUAAAGAUGGGGUGCCGUUUAUUUAAGAGCACUAGUGGUAAGUUAUAUUUUAUUGUUUUGUAUCGUUUUUUGUAAUGUGCGCUCGGAGCCUGAUUUCCAUGCCGAUAUGCGCCAUUUUCCGGAUAACGUUAAAAUUAUAUUUUAGUACGAUUUAACAAUGUACAUACCAGUGAAAUUGAAUCAGUUGUAAUGUUAAUUAGAUUAUUAAUUAGAUUAUUGUCUUGACCUGUAUGCACAUGUGUAUACAAAUUAGUACACGCGUAUACAUGUCAUGCUCAUGACUGAUGCAACCAAAUGUAAGAGCUUAGAGGUAAAUAUUUAUGUUUUAUGUUAAUUAUUAUGUUAAUUAAGCAACGCAGA